AUGAACUCCAUGCGUUUUGCUCGCGCCGCUCUGCGGGUUCGUCCUACAGCUUUGAAAACUCCUGUGAUGUGCAGAGGGUAUGCGGAGGCAGUUGCGGAUAAGGUCGGGAGUUCCCGUUUUGUUUUUAUGAUCAAGUUGAGCUUGGCUUUGCCUCAUCAGUCCGUCUUCAAAUCCCAAGAUGUCGUCCAAGUCAACAUCCCCGCUGAAUCCGGUGAAAUGGGUAUCCUCGCCAACCACGCUCCAUCCAUCGAACAGUUGAAGCCAGGUCUCGUUGAGAUUAUUGAGGAGAGUGGUGGAAGCAAGCAAUUUUUCCUUUCUGGAGGAUUCGCAGUCGUUCAACCAAACUCUUCAUUAAGCAUCAAUGCAGUAGAGGGAUUCCCAUUGGAGGAUUUCAGCGCGGAUGCGGUCAGGUCACAAAUUGUUGAGGCUCAGAAGAUUGUUGGAGGAAGUGGAAGUGAGCAGGAUAUUGCUGAGGCCAAGAUUGAGUUGGAGGUUUUGGAGAGCUUGCAAGCUGUCCUCAAGUAG
This is a messenger RNA of Sclerotinia borealis F-4128, 525 nucleotides long. Lineage: Eukaryota; Fungi; Ascomycota; Leotiomycetes; Helotiales; Sclerotiniaceae. The record is from the annotation of a GenBank genome assembly.